Parnassius apollo (apollo) is the source of this 573-nucleotide messenger RNA. The record is from the annotation of a GenBank genome assembly. Lineage: Eukaryota; Metazoa; Arthropoda; Insecta; Lepidoptera; Papilionidae.
AUGGCUGAGAGACAAGUUGAACAAACGGCUUGUGUUGCCAAUCAAAAACGGACUGCCCUGGGGCUGCCUAAUUUAGUCGGAGAUGACAACCGUUCGGCAAUGGUUCUCAACCAACAGGUUCUCGACGAUGUCGGAGUCAUACUGAUGGUAGCAGCCAAGUCGAGAAAUCUGAAAGGCCCAUUUCAACGUGCCUUAAAAGAUGCUGCCACGUCAAUAAAAACAGUCGUGGAGGUCCUACAUAAGAGGUCAAUGAAUGAAGAAACGGCGAAAUUGCAGGCUGAUAACACCUGUCUGCGCAGUGAAAUAGAGGAGCUUCGUAAAGAGCUAUCUGAGAUGCGGCUUGAAGUGGCGAGGGUCAACAAAACACCUGCUCCACCAACUCCUCGGGUGCGAGGAGACAAGGAAAGAACCAAAGAACAAUCUAUCACUAAAGUUCCUAUGAUAUAUGUGUGUGGAGAAUGCCACAGAGAGAACGAAAUUAAACCAAGAGAUCCCAUACGAUGCAGAGAGUGUGGAUACCGUAUAAUGUACAAGAAGAGAACAAAAAGAUGUAUCCUUUUCAUAAUUUUAUAA